Styela clava is the source of this 408-nucleotide messenger RNA. Lineage: Eukaryota; Metazoa; Chordata; Ascidiacea; Stolidobranchia; Styelidae. The record is from RefSeq and is a predicted model, not a curated record.
AUGAUACGGCUUUUCGAAAAAGAGAAUCACGCCAAAACAUAUGCAGUUUAUAGACCUGAUUAUCCCAUUUCAGUCGCAGAAGAAAUCAUUAGUUAUGUAAGCAGGAAAAGCGGGUUACAAAAAGGUGACAAUAUACCGGUAAUGGUCGACAUUGGAUGUGGCACCGGGCAAUCAACUAAACUUUUUCAACCUUACGUAUCAAAAAUUAUAGGUAUCGAUCCAAGUGAAAAUCAAAUCGAGCAAGCAAAGAUAUGCAACUUUGCAGCAAACGUUACGUACUUGGUGGGGAAAGCUGAAAGCAUUCCUGUUGACGACGAAUCCGUGGACCUCGUCUGUGCUGGAAUUUCAAUUCACUGGGUUGAUUUUGAAUGUUUUUUUCAAGGAAUGCAGCAGAGUGCUGAAGCCUAG